AUGACUCUCGAAAAUUUUCAAUCACAAAAUAAAAAAUCAGAUGAAGAUGGUCAACAUUUACCGAUCAUUGAAUAUUCUUAUUUAACAGAGUUACGUCUUCUUGAUGUUCGUGAUGAUUAUAUUGAACAAUUUCUUUUUCAUUCAAAAUCAGUUUUACCAAAUAAUAUAUUUUUAUCGGUUCAAUAUGAUUCUAUCCAAAGUGUAACAAAUCAUUUCACAAGAGGACAAACUAGAAUUAAUUCGGCAAAAAUUAAACAUUAUUUUCUAGCUGGUCCUGGCCAACAAUAUUUAUCAAAAGACUUCUAUCAGUAUUUUCCUAAUUUACAAUCGUAUAAUUUUUCUUUAACCACAUAA
Molecule: messenger RNA, 354 nt
Organism: Rotaria sp. Silwood2
Lineage: Eukaryota; Metazoa; Rotifera; Eurotatoria; Philodinida; Philodinidae
Source: the annotation of a GenBank genome assembly